AAUGGCGCUCUGAUGAAUGAAUGAAUGAAUAUCAAGUUGACGAAAUAAUAAAGGAAUUACAGAUCUACGUGAUUGCUGAUUAAGAAAUCCCGAUUAGAUCUUCAUGAAACGUAAUUGAUCAGAUCUUCGUGAUUACUGAUCUUUAAUCCUGAUCAGAUCUCGUGAUUGAUCAGAUCUUCGUGAUUGCUGAUCGUAAAUCCUGAGUAUCUCAUUUAGAUAACCGUCAUCCAUUAAAAAGAAUUCACAAAGAUGAGUAACGGCUUCUACGAGCAGAACGUCAACGGUGAUGUAAACCCAAAUAUUACACCAGACAAACAAGGUUUGUUGAAUGGAGACCAAGCACCAGAAUAUACCCCACUUGCCAAUUCUACCCCAGCUAAAACACACAAUGCUGAGUAUGGGUCUCCACAGGAAAAGGAUGGUCUCCUACCAGUACAACUUGGUCCAGGUUGGGAGGACAAGAAGCUCCCCGAAGAUGAGUUGAAUUUCAAAAAUAUAAGCAGCUCUGAGGAUUCUAGCAGUGAUGGAGAAGCUCCCUAUGACAAAUUCAAAUUGGUCUAUUUCAUUCUACUGCUUCAUGGUAUUGGUACUCUGAUGCCUUGGAACAUGUUCAUCACUGCUCAGUCUUACUUUGUUGACUACAAACUGAACACUACAGCGAGUCAGGGGACAGAAUAUGCAGCCAACUUCCUCAGUUAUGUUGGUAUAGCAGCCCAGGUCCCCAAUGUCAUUCUCAAUGGAGUAAACCUCUUCUGUCAAUGUGGAGGAGGGAGCCUUGGGAAGAGGAUUGUAUGGUCAAUCAUAGUUGUCAUAUUGUGCUUCAUAUUAACAGUCAUCCUAGCAAUCGUAGACUCAAGUGAAUGGCCAGGUCUUUUCUUUGGCGUUACAAUGGGAACAGUAGUAGUUAUUAACAUGGCUAAUGGAAUCUACCAGAACUGUGUUUAUGGAACCGCAGCUAUCCUUCCAAUGAAAUACACCAAUGCUGUAGUAUUGGGAUCAAAUAUCAGUGGUACAAUCACUUCACUAAUCUUCAUCCUAUCUAUAGCCACUUCUCCUAACCUUAGGACAUCAGCUAUAUAUUACUUCAUCUCCGCCAUCUUUGUGCUGUUGCUGGCAUUCGACACAUACUUCGCACUCCCUCUGCUCAAGUUUUACAGAUUCUACAAGAAGAAGGCAGAAACAUCAAAGAACGUCAGCGUAGAGGAAGGAGAGGUUGCAAUCUCUAGCCCACCACCUUACUUCCAUAUAUUUAAACAGACAUUUAAACAGAUGUUCAGUAUAUUCUUCACAUUCUUUGUGACGUUGACAAUCUUCCCAGCCAUACAAGCAGAUGUCAAGAAAUCAGAUCCUGCAUUCUUCAUACCAGAUGAAUAUUUCACUCCAGUCACAUGUUUCUUGUUCUUCAAUGCAUUUGCUGUGCUUGGUAACCUCACCACUGAGUGGGUCAGAAAGCCUGGACCUAAAUAUCUUUGGAUAGCCGUAUUGAUUCGUGGUGUGAUCGCUAUUCCAUUCUUUAUGCUUUGCAACUACCGCCCCGCCACUCGGUCAUUUCCUGCGUAUAUUAGUGGCCUUUGGGGAGACUAUGUGUAUAUGGUUGGCGGCAUCCUCAUGGCAUUAACCAGUGGUUAUUUCAGUUCACUUGGCAUGAUGUACGCACCAAGGACCGAAACAUUAGACACAAAACAUGCGGGUGUGGCAGCCAUGAUGUCAGCUUUCUUCCUCGUCCUAGGAAUUAUGGGAGGUGUAUGGUUCUCAUUGGCUGUUGCAAAAUUUGUGGAAGGUGUUGGGCCAGGUCCCAUGUAGUGCAGUCCAGUAUAUGAUAACAUAGAAUAGUGUACAGGUAUCAAGGAUUUAAAUACACUUGUAGAACACCCUGAA
Owenia fusiformis is the source of this 1878-nucleotide messenger RNA. The record is from the annotation of a GenBank genome assembly. Lineage: Eukaryota; Metazoa; Annelida; Polychaeta; Sabellida; Oweniidae.